This is a messenger RNA of Suncus etruscus (white-toothed pygmy shrew), 2800 nucleotides long. It is a transcript of the gene PKN3, whose product is annotated as protein kinase N3. The coding region runs from base 1 to 2655 and encodes 884 amino acids. Gene Ontology annotation, molecular function: ATP binding; small GTPase binding; protein serine/threonine kinase activity. The transcript is spliced from 22 exons. Gene Ontology annotation, biological process: protein phosphorylation; signal transduction. The record is from RefSeq and is a predicted model, not a curated record. Lineage: Eukaryota; Metazoa; Chordata; Mammalia; Eulipotyphla; Soricidae.
AUGGAGCGAAGACAGCCUGGGGAGGGCCAGCAAGCCCCGAAGGAUGAGAAGGAGGUGAUCCGCCGGGCCAUCCAGAAAGAGCUGAAGAUCAAAGAGGGAAUGGAGAAUCUCCAAAGGGCGGCCACUAACCAUCGCCACUUGGGCCAUGUGCAGCAGCUGCUGCGGGCCUCGAAUCAGCGACUGGCUCAGCUGCACCAGGAGCUGCAGGAAUUGCAUGCCAGCGUCCUGCUGCCCAGCCCUGGGCCUGCUGAACCCGAGGCCUCGGGGCGCCCACCCCCCUUGGAGCAGCCGAGGGCCCGGCUCCUGGAGGCGCUGCAGAGACAGUUACAGGUGGAGCUGAAGGUGAAGCAGGGUGCCGAGAAUAUGAUCCACACGUUUGCCAGUGGCACCCCCAAGGAGAGGAAGCUCCUGGCUGCUGUGCAGCAGAUGGUUCGGGACAGCCAGCUCAAGGUGACUCUGCUUCGGAUGAAGAUCAGCCACCUGGAGUCCCCCGGGUCCCCAGAGCCAGGUCUGGAGCUGCGGGUGGAGGAGCUUCGACACCGUAGGCAUGUAGAAGCCGCCGUGGCCCAGGGAGCCAAGAACGUGGUCAAGCUGCUGGGCAGUCGGCGCACACAGGACCGGAAGGCACUGGCAGAGGCCCAAGCCCAGCUCCAGGAAUCCUCGCAGAAAUUGGAUCUCUUGCGCCUGGCUCUGGAGCGGCUACUGGAGAAGCUGCCCACUGCCCACCCUCUGCGGGACAGGGUGGCCCGGGAGCUGCGGAUCCCUACAUCUGGGCACCCCCAGCCUUCAGGGACACUCGUGAAGCCCACUGCCAUGACAGGUACAUUGCAGGUGCGUCUUCUGGGCUGUGAGCAUCUGCUGAGGGAUGUGCCUGGACGGUCCCCAGCGGCUGCACUGGCUGGAAGCCCCUCGCCGGGCUGGCGUCUGGGCAGGGCCAAACAGCCUCGUGACCGGAGGGAGCUGACUUGUGAGGUUCUAGCUGUGCUGAAGGUGGACAAUCGCGUUGUGGGCCAGACGGGCUGGGCGCCCAUGUCCCGGCAGUCCUGGGACCAGACCUUUACCAUCCCCCUGGAGCGGGCUAGAGAGCUGGAGAUUGGGGUGCACUGGCGGGACUGGCGGCAGCUGUGCGGGGUGACCUUCCUGCGGCUUGAGGACUUCCUGGACAAUUCGUGCCACCAGCUCAGCCUCGGGCUCCUGCCACAGGGCUGGCUCUUCCUCCAGGUGACCUUCUGUGACCCUGUCGUUGAGCGGACACCCCGGCUGCAGAGGCAGAAGCGCAUUUUUUCCAAACGUAGAGGUCGGGACUUUGCCAGGGCCUCUCAGAUGAACCUCGGCAUGGCAGCAUGGGGUCGUUUGGUCAUGAGCUUGCUGCCUCCCUGUAGCUCCCCCAGCUCCAUCAGCCCCCCAAAAGGGUGCCCCCAGGCCCAAGCCACACGCCGUGAGGUUGACUCUACAGCACCCAGGCACCCCUCAGCCAAGCAGCCCUCCUCGGGAAAAGAGAGGCUCAUGCCCCCUCCAAAACCCCCACGUCUUUACCUGCCCAGGGAAUCUGUCCUAGAGGAGACACCGCAUACUAAGCGGCCCCACAUAGACCCCAGGACUCGACUUGGGCCACGUGACCCCACUUCUGUCCCCAGGAAAGUGCCCCGACUCCAGGACUUCCGCUGCGUGGCUGUGCUGGGCCGGGGACACUUUGGGAAGGUCCUCCUGGUUGAGCUCAAGGGCACAGGGAAAUAUUAUGCCAUCAAAGCACUGAAGAAGCAGGAGGUGCUAAAUCGUGAUGAAAUCGAGAGCCUGUACAGUGAGAAGCGCAUCCUGGAGACCGUGGGCUGCGCAGGACACCCAUUCCUUCUCUCCCUCCUCGCCUGCUUCCAGACCUUGGGCCACGCUUGCUUUGUGACUGAGUUCGCGCCUGGUGGGGACCUCAUGAUGCAGAUACAUGAGGAUGUUUUCCCAGAAAUCCAGGCCCGGUUCUACCUUGCCUGCGUGGUCCUGGGGCUGCAGUUCUUGCAUGAAAAGAAGAUCAUUUACAGGGACCUGAAGCUGGACAACCUUCUGUUGGAUGCCCAGGGCUUCCUAAAGAUCGCGGACUUUGGGCUGUGUAAGGAAGGGAUCGGCUUCGGGGACCGGACGAGCACCUUCUGUGGCACCCCAGAGUUCUUGGCCCCUGAGGUGCUGACCCAGGAUGCCUACACACGGGCCGUGGACUGGUGGGGGCUGGGGGUGCUUCUCUAUGAGAUGCUGGUGGGCGAGUGCCCAUUCCCAGGGGACACUGAGGAAGAGGUGUUUGACUGUAUCGUCAACGAGGAGCCACCGUUUCCCCAUUUCCUGUCGGUGCAGGGGCUUGACCUCAUUCAGAAGCUUCUCCAGAAAUGCCCCGAGAAACGCCUGGGGGCGGGCAAGCAGGAUGCAGAAGAGAUCCAAACCCAGCCCUUCUUCAGGGCCACCGACUGGCAGGCCCUGCUGUCCCGCACUGUCCAGCCCCCCUUCGUGCCCACCCUCUGCAGCCCCACAGACCUGCGCUACUUUGAGGACCAGUUCACGGCACUGCCACCUGUUCUGACACCACCCGCUGCCCGCAGCCCGCUCAGUGCCCACCAACAGGCCGCUUUCAAGGACUUCGACUUUGUUUCUGAGCGGUUCCUGGAGCCCUGAGCGUCCCCCAGAUAAGGAGAAAGGAGGAGGAGAAGGAGGAGAAGGAUUCCCUCUAGACUGCUCACAGCCAGGAGUGUGGCUGGAUAUUUUUGGGUUUUGUUCUGUUUUAAAUACUGGAGGUGCUUUGUGUAUUAUUAAAUUUAUA